Messenger RNA from Drosophila novamexicana, 6679 nucleotides. Its product is annotated as serine-rich adhesin for platelets. The coding region runs from base 691 to 6153 and encodes 1820 amino acids. The record is from RefSeq and is a predicted model, not a curated record. Lineage: Eukaryota; Metazoa; Arthropoda; Insecta; Diptera; Drosophilidae. Gene Ontology annotation, biological process: cell-cell junction organization. The transcript is spliced from 7 exons. Gene Ontology annotation, cellular component: plasma membrane; apical junction complex.
GAAAUGUCGUUAGCAGUCGCCUUUUACUUUUGUUUAAAUUGUUUUGUUGUUUUUUUGUUUUAGUCGCGCGCACUUUUCGCCUUUAGUCCCGUACUAAAUGAGCGCGCGUUUUAGUACUAAAUCGAACUGUGCGAAAAUUGGCAGCCAAAUUGCCAAAAAUAAAUAAAACGAUAUUUUUUUUUUCGCCCAAAUGGUUUUUGUUGCCUUAUCACAGCGCACAAUUGUCAUGCUAUAAGAGAUAACAAAUAUUAUACGACGUUUAACUCAACUCUGUCCUGAGCUAAAUAUGAAUUGAAUGCCUUUGUGUUAAGAAUGUUGAGAUUUUAGCACAACGUUCAAGGAUUACACAAACACCGAACGAACCGAUUCUUAACGAGCACAGAUAUCGUUUUCGCUUAUCGAAAAUACAACUAAAGUCUGUACCGAAUGCUGCCGCCGAAUUGCACAAAAACUCAAAAUACUUGCGAUAAGGCAAAUGGAAAUAAUUGGUGCUAUUUGCCCCAGUUGCAUUCAAUGAGGAGAACCUGAAGAAUCAGAAACGAACCGAUGUGAUACUUGGAGACUAAGCAUUGCAACAACGAUAUAAAUACAUUACUUUUUAGUAUUUAGCAGUAGUCAAAGCUAUACAAAAAGAACUGCAUCCUAAAAAAAAAACCAAAACAAUUUGCUGAAACACUUGCCACAUUCAACAUGGAACACUUGGAUCUGGCGGGUUAUCUAAACACGCCCAUUAAUUGGAAUUUAGGCGCAUUUGAACAGCAAGAUGGCAUUUACCUGUCCAGUUCGCGCCAAAUGCUGGAGCCCAUCAUGGAGGAGACCUCCGAGGAUGAGGAGCAUGCGCAAAAUAGCUGGAACGGCUACGAGCAUCGCGGCAGCAGCAGCUGCGGCGGCGGCUUCUGGAGCUCCGCGGAGUCCGAGACAGGCUCGGUCAUAAGAGUCGAAAUUAACAAGGAUAUCGACGCCAUAUCGGAACGUGACUUUGCCUGUCCGCCGAAGCGCGCGCGCCGCUCGCAGGAGGAGCUGCAGCAGCAGCAGCAGCUGCACAGUCUGGAGGACAUGGUGCAGCUGCGUCGCCCGCCGCCGCCGCGCUACGAUGCCGAGGCGCACAACAGUUUGGAGCGCUUCCUGGCGCUGGAGGCGUGCGCCCGGGACAGCUACGGCAGCCAGGGCCAGCGCAACAGCACGGGCAGCUGCCGGCGCGGCGGCAACUUUGAGGAUUUCUACUCGGACAACGAUUCGUAUCAUUCGCUGUCGCGCAGCUCCUCGCUGGUGCAGUUCGAGUCGCUGGAGCGCCAGCUGACGCUACAGGAACAGCACCAGAGCAUGAACAGCCUGGGCAACAGCUCGCCCUCGCUGCUCAGCUGCGAGACGGUGGCCAGCAGCAGCGGCGGCGCCAGCGGCGGCAGCCACAGCAAUCCGGAUAGCCGGCGCGGCUCGGCCACGUCGCUGCUGAAGCGCUACGAGUCGAGCGACGGACGACUGCAUCAGACCUACUACGAGCUGCACAAGCUGGACCUGGAGGAGCAGCAGCGCGAGCUGUUCGGUGCCUGCAAGAGCCUGCAUCAGGCGGAACUCAAAUCGGAUUCGGAGUCGAGCAGCACGUCCAGCAGCGACAGCAGCGGACACAGCAUGCUCAGCGCCUGUCCGGGUAAACAAGAUGCGGGCAGUGCCCGACGCUUGCCGCUCAAUUCGGCGGAGAAUUUGUCUGAGGAUUCGGGCUACUGUGAGCCGAGCACAUUGCGACGCGCCAAAUCCAAGAGCAUACCAAAGAAUUUCGACAAGCUCUGCGAAGAGGAGGAGAUGGAGGAGCUGCUGGAGCAGGAGGCAGCGUCAGUGGUAGGGGCAAUGGCAGGGGCAGGGGCAGCGACAGGCGCACAUUCCAAAAACUCCAAUGAUUUGUGUCAGACAAAAAUAGAGCAGCAGACAAACGAGACGCAGUCAGCGUCGCAGUCAUCUCUCGGCUCUCCGGCAUCGUCUAUAAAUAGCUGCGAGAGAGGCGCACGCUCGCCAUCCACGUCGCCGUCGCCGUCGCCGUCGCCAUCGCCCAGCGGAUCAGCGGCAUCCGCAACGUCGUCGCCGACGUCGUCGUCGUCGUCAUCGUCGUCAACAUCGUCCGCCGCCUCGUUCACUUGGCUGCGCAACAGUUUGCCCGAUAUACGCGAGCCGCGAGGUUCGUCGCCCAAAUUUCUAACGGACAACAACAGCUACGGCCUGGCCAACAACAAGAGCAGCAGCAGCAGCAGCGGCUCCUCCUCCUCCUCCUCGUCCACAUCCGCCGAGUGCUCGCCCGUGCUGUCACGAACCAGCACAGCGACAGCCUUAGCCGGCAGCGUGCCCAACGAGCUGCAGCAGCUGGGCAGACGGAGGCGAACACGUCGCCAGCAGCAGCAGAGGAAUUGCCAGAGCAGCGAGGACGGGCACAGCUCUAGCGAGGAUUUGGACAAUUUUGAUUGCAGCAGCUUGCCGCGCAUGCGACGCAGCUGCAGCUGGAACGAACGUUGCGGCUUCAGUGGAGCAGCAAGAACGGGAACGGGCACAGAAGCGGGAUCAGGAGCGGGCGCAGGCGCAGGCUACCUAAACGCUAGCUAUCAGAAUCUGACCCUACUCGACUACGCGGAUCGCAGUGAUAAUUGCAAGCGCAGCUCUUUCGACAUGGACAAACGUAAACGCGUCGUUUCUGGCGAGGAUUACGAGCAGCUCAUAUGCAAGGGCAACUUUUUGCUGGACGAGCUGAGCCAAAUCUAUGACAAAAAUGCAUCCAUAUUGAACGAUAAGACCGUCGAGAAGGAACCGGCGCCGGAGCAGGAGGAGGCGCCUCCACAAGUGCAGCAUGUCCAGCUAACCAUACGUAAGCCGCCGGCUCGCCAAAAGCGGCAGACGGCGGAGAAGGAGCCGACGUCGCCAGCUCCUACUCCAUCCUCCGUGCCCGCGGCCACUGUCAUCAGCUUCAGCAGCUUUGGCAAGACUUUCGAUCAGGAUCCGACCAAUUUGCGCACCUCCUAUGCCCAGUCGCUGGAGCAGUGCAAUUUCGAGCUGCCCAAGAGGAAUCCGGCACCGCCACCGCCCAACCGGGUGCUGCCCAAGCGGCGCUUCCAGAGCUCAACGGCCAAACAGCGCAGCCUGGUCAGCAGCACGCCCAAUCUAUCGGCCUUCGAUGGCGGCCAGGAGCCGGAGGAUGAUAUAUAUGUGAGCAGUGCGCACAAUUCGAUGCAUCAACUGCCGCAGACACCGACACAGCCAAAGCCCUUGGGCAUACUGUUGCCGGCGGGCUCGCGUAAUUCAUUCAGCAAGGAGGUGAGUUUCUGUCCAGUGGUGAGUAAGUAUUGCUGGCAGGAGCAGUCGUCGGAGGAGCCGCAAGAGGAGCACGACCAGGCGAGCAGCGAUGAGGAGCACGAUGAUGAUGAUGAUGAUGAUGAUGGAGAAGAGGAGGAGCUGUUGGAUAACAACGAUGCCACUGUUAUUUAUAACACCAAAGAGAACGAGUACAUAGCAGCGCGCUACAAUGAAGAGCAACAGCUAAGAGCGCCGCAACAAGAGCAACAAGAGCCACAGCAAGAGCAACAGCAAAGAGCGCAACAGAGCGAACGCGAGCGCGAGAGCGUGAUCGAUGACCAGAGCAGCGAGAGUGAUGAAAACAACGAAAACAUCGCCGCUGGCGGCAGCAUGGAAACGCAACAACAAAAAACAUCGCCGCCGCCGCCGCUGCUGCAGCCCGUUUCAAGCGUCGCUGCUGCUGCCUCGGCUGUCAGUCUUGAAACGAGCGUCGACGCGAGCUCAUCGUACGCGAUCGCCAGUUCACCAGUUCACACAGUGCCGUUACACACACGCCCCCUAAGCCUGCAUUUGCCCAUACUAAGCGAACCGCCCACAAACCGCGCACAUCACAUACUCUACGCCUCGCAGCAGCUGCUGCAGCGUUACGACCACGACAACGUCGACAACAAAAUGUCGUCCAAAUCAACGUCAGUCCAGCCCACGGCGCACAUCGCCAGCGCCAAUAACAAUGAGUCGCCUUUAAAGCAGCGCGCCAACAAAACGGACGAGAAGCAUCCCAGCUCAAAGAGUUUUCUGUCGCGCUUUGCGCAUGGCCUGCGCUUCUCGCUGCGCCGCAAGAAGAAGCAGCAGCAACAGCAACAGCAGCCGCAGCAGCAGCAGCAGCAGACGCUCAAGCAAGCGCCGCAGAGCAAUGGCAAAAGCCAGGAUUUCAUUUACAUACCCCUCAAGCCGCCGCGCAGCACGCUAGAUGACAGCAACGUCUCUGAGGCGAGCACCGCCAGCGUCCACAGUCGCCAGGCGACAGCAGCAGCGGCAGCAGCGACAGCAGCAGCUGAGCUGGAGCAGCCGAAAACAUCGACACUGCAAAAGCUGGUCACAGGUAAACCCCCGUUGCCGAAGUUGCCGCCACGGCAAACGCAUGCGCCGUAUUCGGUCAGUGCUGCCAAUGGCUCCUUUAGUGCUGCCCAUGCUAGCGAUGCUCUCUUGGCCGCCGAACGGGAACAAUAUGCGGCCUUUGCCCAACAGUUGACAACGGGCCAGCGUCACGAAAUGUCGCUGACGGAAACGGAAAUGGCUCGAGCCACCGAAUCGCCGUCGCGCGCCUCUGUCGCGCAAAAGACGCAAAUGUUCAAUCAGCUGGGCGCCGGCAUGCCGCUGCCGCCGUCGCGUCCUCUGACCAUGGUAACAGCCGUGCCGGUGGCUGUGUCCCCGAUGCUGGACACCACCGACGGCGAUGGCGGGGUCGGGAAAAUGGGCCUCAUCGAGACCAAUUUGGACACACACGAAACGGUUAUUACGGGCAAGACGCGCUCCCUUAUGGACAUCACAUGCAAUCCGCUGCACAAACGGUAUCUGGUCAAGCGCUUGAAUGUGACCAGCGCCGCCUACGAUGUCCGGGAUGACGACGACGACGAUGAUGAGCAUCUCGAUGGAAACAAUCAACGUAUCAAGCCAUCAACACAGGCGGGCGGCGUCCAAAUCGCCUCGGUCCGUAGGCCACACAAAAGCAUGGAAUUUCUGCUGGACAAAGAGAAUCAAAAGAAUGUUUUGCCACCUGAGAAUGAGCUACAGAAAUCGCACGAUCACAAUCCGGCCGCACUGAGCGAGCAUCAAUUGCGAGUGCAGGCAUCGCUGCAGCGCCUGAAUAUACCCGACUGGUUUCGACAAUACAAUCAAAAUGCAGCACGGUCGCCAGAUGGCGCCGGCGCCGGCGUCGGUGCCGGCAACGCUGGCCCAGCGUCCUCUGGCGGCUACAAGCCGGGCAAUUUUACGCGCAAGCGCACACAGGACUCGGGUCGCUGGCAGGGCCUUAACUCGAAGACGACUUCGCUCAGUUCGCUGGGCUCGCAGCGCUCUGAUCGUAGUCCCCUGCUGUUGAGUCCCUCGGCGCACAGUCAUCAUGGCGGCCAGAGCAGCAGCGUCAGCGGCUCGGCGUCGGCACAUCAGGCCCAUGGCCAGGGCGUUGGCGCCACACGCUGGUCCACCUCGCAUCUGAACUCCACGCAAACAUCGCCGAGCGUCUCGCAGCGCGGCAGCUUUGCCCGCGGCGCGCCCAUCAACAGCAGCUUCAUGUCCGUGGCCAGCGGCAGCAGCGCCGGCGCACCCGGCGGUGUCCUGAGGAACUCCUAUCGUCAGCCCUAUCUGGGCUGGCGCAGCACUGAGAAGCUCUCGCAGCGCACGCCCCACGAACGGCUGGCCAACUCGCUGCUGGCGCAACGCACAUCGCCCACAACGGCGACGCCGACGAACGGUGUGCGAAGGCUGCAGCCCGUGACGCCGGAGAUACAGAGCUCCAUCAAGGAGGUGACCUCGGCCAUAGUGCAUUAUGUGAACGAUCAGACGCAGGCGCAGGCACAGCUGCAGCAACAGCGCAGCCGCUCGACGAGUCCCAAUUCGAGAAAGUGCUGGCUUGAAAGCAGCUUUGUUGGCACACGUCCGCUGGAUUCACCGCAAACGCCCGUCAUUGACAGCAGCAGCAGCCCGCCCGCAACCCAACACCAACACCAGCAGCACCAGCAGCAGCAGCAGCCGCAUCAACACCUGCAACAGCUACACCUGGAUGCCACAUCGGCGCUUGCCGUUGGACAGCCGCCACUACGCAUGAACGGACUUAGCCGGGUCGGCGGCGGUGGCGGUGAGUCCACCAUAUAUAUUUGACCAGCUGGCGUGCUUAGAUUUUAUCUAGUUUAUAUCCAUUUGAUUUGUUUUAUUUCAAGAACAAAAAUUGAUAUCACAAAUUUGUUUUCUAAUGUGCACAAAAAUCACCAAUGCGAAAUGCUUAAAUAUAUGUGCUACACAUAUGUCACAUAUGUAUUGUAGCUAAGCGUACAUAUUUUUAAUAUGUAGCUGAAACCCUUAUGAUUUCUUAGACGCACACACACACACACACACACAUACGCAAAUGUAGCUUGAAAUGCAAUUUUCUACAUUUGUUUUAUUUUAUCGUAACAAAGAAAUUGAAUUAGGUGCAAAGUGCAAAUGCAUUUUAGGCUACUUUUCUGUUUUAACGAUUGUAAAUUACGAGCAACUGCAAAUAGAGAGAACAACAUUUACACGCAUUCAUUUUAAAUUGACCAACUUUUUGAUUUUGUAUAUCAAAUGCAAACGUACAUGAGUAAUUUUUAGUGUUUACAAAACCUAUUUUAAUAAAUUUACUAUUUAAUUUUUAUGAUUAAUUUUUAAU